Messenger RNA from Haemonchus placei, 597 nucleotides. The record is from the annotation of a GenBank genome assembly. Lineage: Eukaryota; Metazoa; Nematoda; Chromadorea; Rhabditida; Trichostrongylidae.
AUGCAACAGCAAGAAUCGUUGACUGUCAAAGGAACACAUGACGAAGAGGAGCUUUUCACAGAUGUCGUAUGCUUCGGCUCUCGUGAAGUUGCCCGUCUUCUGACGUUAGGCAUCGAUGUCGGUGUGGCCGAUCUAUCCAUCACUACCAGAUGUGAACUCGCUGCAUUGCUCGAUCCACCCGAUGCCAUGGGAAGGGACUGGUCGAUACUUGCAGUCAAGUUGCACUUGACGGAUCAAGUACCGGAGGUCGACUCCACUGGACAGUCUCUUUCGCGGACGGAUCAGCUCUUAGCUGAAUGGGCUAUUCAGCAACCGGAGCACGCCACCGUUGGACGGCUAUGUGAGAUUCUGGCCGAGUUGGGUAGAUCGGAUGCACGUGACACACUCUAUCGUACGGUACCAUUAUACCUGUUCGCACCGCUCGACGACACUGGCGUACAUCCUACGGAUUGCGGUGAUUCCGGUGAACAUCACAAAAAUCCUCCUUCAUUCCCACCAGAAGCGAUGAUGGCGAUGCAACAGCAAGAAUCGUUGACUGUUAAAGGAACACAUGACGAAGAGGAGCUAUUCACAGGUACCCUCUGGGAGAAUACUUAA